This is a messenger RNA of Hevea brasiliensis (rubber tree), 1882 nucleotides long. RefSeq names its product kinesin-like protein KIN-1. The transcript is spliced from 16 exons. Gene Ontology annotation, molecular function: microtubule binding; plus-end-directed microtubule motor activity; ATP hydrolysis activity. Gene Ontology annotation, cellular component: kinesin complex; microtubule. The coding region runs from base 231 to 1679 and encodes 482 amino acids. NCBI's taxonomy places the organism in Eukaryota, Viridiplantae, Streptophyta, Magnoliopsida, Malpighiales, Euphorbiaceae. Gene Ontology annotation, biological process: cytoskeleton-dependent intracellular transport; microtubule-based movement. The record is from RefSeq and is a predicted model, not a curated record.
UUCACAAGAACUGCGAGUUUCGUUUCGUUACUUUCCGUUUGGUUGCCCAUAAAAUAUAAGACAAUUUUCGUCAUCAAAUUCUUCAAUUUGAAAAUCAUUUUAUUCUCCGCUCGCCUUGAACCAAUUUCUAAUAUAGAAGAGACGAGAUUAUAAUCCCUGAAAGACUUGUAUAGAGUUCUGCAUCCGAAAUCUGAUUCAUCUGAAGAUCGAGGUUUGGGAGCAGCAAAGUGAUGGCAAAUAUAACGGUGUUUUGUCGCUUCAGGCCUUUGAGCUCAAAAGAGAAAAGAGAUAAUGGUGAUAGUGUUUGCAUUCGCAGUAUGGACAGUGAAACUUUCGUUUUCAAGGAUGAGAAGGAAGAAGAAUUUGCCUUUAGUUUUGAUAAGGUGUUUUAUGAGGAAUCUUUGCAAGCCGACGUCUACGAAUUUCUAGCUCUCCCUAUUGUUCGAGGUGCUGUUAAUGCAGUAAAUGGAACGAUCAUCACUUACGGACAGACUGGAGCUGGGAAGACUUAUAGCAUGGAGGGCCCUAGCAUCCUGGAACUUGAUGACCUGAAGAAAGGAUUACUUCCAAGAGUAGUAGAUGGGCUUUUUGAGUGUAUUAAAUCUGCUGACAAAUCAGACAAGUAUAGAAUCAAGUUGUCAAUGGUAGAAAUCUACAUGGAGAAAGUAAGGGAUCUUCUUGAUUUAACGAAGGACAAUAUAUUGAUUAAGGAAAGUAAAGUUCAAGGAAUAUUGUUAUCUGGAGUGACGGAGAUUUGUAUUUCGGACCCAGCAGAUGCUUUACAAAGCUUGUCUAGUGGGAUAGCUAACAGAGCUGUUGGAGAGACCCAAAUGAACAUGGCCAGCAGUAGAAGUCAUUGUAUUUACAUAUUCACGGUUCAGUCAGAGCUGAGUGAUAAGAGGGUGAAAACUGGAAAAUUAAUUCUUGUGGACUUAGCAGGGUCUGAGAAGGUAGAGAAAACUGGAGCUGAAGGGAAAGUUCUUGAAGAAGCCAAGACUAUCAACAAAUCUUUAUCAGUCUUAGGAAAUGUAAUAAAUGCUUUGACAUGUGGUCCAACAACCAAAGCAAGCCACAUCCCUUAUCGCGAUUCCAAACUGACUCGGAUUCUACAAGAUGCUCUUGGAGGGAACUCAAGGACUGCAUUACUAUGUUGUUGCUCUCCAAGCCCUUUAAAUGCAGCAGAAACUCUCUCCACCCUUCGCUUUGGUGCGAGGGCAAAGCAUAUAAAGACAUCACCUUUUGUCAAUCGUGCCCAAGAUAAACUUGCCAAAAAGCAUGAGGAUGUUGCUCCAACCAAAGAUGAAUUGUGUGAGAGAAUUCUAAUUAGGUUGAGGGAGAGACUAGAUGUUGAAGAUGUGGAGUUACUUGAAGAGUUAUUCAUACUGGAGGGAAUAUUAUUUGAUCCUAGUUCAUUCGAAGAUUUGGAAUCAGCCUAUGAAGAUGUUACUUUACGAACAAUUUCCUCAUUGCAGCAGGCUGUAGAAGAGCUUGUGUUUACCAUUGAGGAGCUUAAAAGUGAGAACAGGGCUCUUAAGGCCAGAAUGGAAGCUGCUGAAAGGUUUAAUGCUUUGCACAAGGAAGCUGGAGAAAAUGCAAGUGUUAUGAGAAAGAUUUCAAAUAUUCUAAGCUUCUUCAUCUCAUGGGUCAGAUCAUUCCCUCUGCUUAGCAUGCUGAAAUGAAAUUAUACUACUCUACAGCAGUGGCUAGUAAGAUUGAGGGGUAUGUUACUUAAUGGUGCUGACUUGUGCAAUUGUCGGGGUUCAAGCACAGGAAGUGGUUAUUACACAGCUUACUAAUUUUGUUAAUAUCAAUAUGAUCACCCUGGGAAGAAGAUAUAAAAUAGAUAUUGCUAUUCCAUCUAAAAUGCACAACGGAUUAGGCC